Molecule: messenger RNA, 1911 nt
Organism: Bacidia gigantensis
Lineage: Eukaryota; Fungi; Ascomycota; Lecanoromycetes; Lecanorales; Ramalinaceae
Gene: ARB1
Product: ABC transporter ATP-binding protein arb1
Exons: 3
Coding region: 1-1911 (636 amino acids)
Molecular function (GO): ATP hydrolysis activity; ATP binding
Source: RefSeq, a predicted model, not a curated record
AUGGUUUCCGCCUCAAAAGCUGCGCGACAGGCAAAACGAGCCGAAACUGGGACGGAACCUAAGAAAAAGACUCUUGCAGCGAAAACAAAGGCAACUUCAAAGGCUGGGUCAUCAGCCUCUUCAGUGAACGGCGAUGAGACGCCCCCGUUACUCGAGGGUGAUGGUGAUGUUCUACCCGACGACGAUGUGCCUGCCACAGACGCAAAGAAAAUGUCCAAAGUCAGUAAGCUCACAGAACAGAUGGACCGACAUGGGCUGUCAGACCGUGUCACCACCGGAGUUCUGGCGUCCCUCGCAGCCAGUCGGGAUAUCAAAAUCACAUCAACAUCGUUAACAUUUCAUGGAAGAGUACUCAUCACAGAUACAACGCUAGAGAUGAAUUAUGGCAGAAGAUAUGGCCUCCUUGGCGAGAACGGGUGCGGAAAGUCCACGUUAUUGAAGGCGAUUGCCAAGAACGAAUACCCAAUACCGGAACAUAUCGACAUCUACCUCCUGAAUGAAGGUGCGCCGCUGACUGAUCUCGGAGCACUUGAAUGGGUAGUCCGAGAGGCAGAGCGUGAGAUGGAAAGACUAGACAAACAAGCAGAAGAUAUUUUAGAAAGAAAUGGACCUGAGGAUCCGGUCUUGAUGGAUCUCUAUGAGCGAAUGGAAACCAUGGAUCCCUCCACCUUCCAGACACGAGCCUCCCUCAUUCUUACUGGUCUCGGCUUCAACAAAAAGACCAUCAAUAAGAAGACAAAAGACAUGUCUGGUGGCUGGCGUAUGCGAGUCGCCCUUGGAAAAGCCCUUUUCGUCCGACCAUCCCUGCUGCUUCUUGACGACCCAACGGCACAUUUAGAUCUCGAAGCUUGCGUGUGGCUAGAAGAAUACCUGAAGAAGUGGGAUCGCACACUUAUACUUGUUUCGCACUCGAUGGACUUUUUGAAUGGAGUUUGCUCCAAUAUGAUAGACAUGCGAAGCAAGCAGCUGAUCUAUUACGGCGGAAACUACGACUCGUACAUCAAGACACGGUCAGAACAGGAAACAAAUCAAGGGAAGGCAUAUGCGAAACAGCAAGAAGAAAUCAAGCAUAUCAAACAAUUUAUUGCCUCAGCAGGUACCUAUGCAAACCUCGUCCGACAAGCCAAAUCAAGGCAGAAAAUCCUCGACAAGAUGGAGGCAGAUGGCUUCAUUCAGCCAGUUGCUCAAGACCGCAUCUUCACCUUCCGCUUCGCAGAUGUAGAAAAGCUUCCUCCUCCAGUCCUCUCGCUCGACGACGUUACCUUCUCAUACUCUGGUGAAAAGAAAGAUAAUCUAUAUGAGAACCUUGACUUUGGUGUCGACAUGGACAGCCGGACGGCAUUGGUCGGUCCAAAUGGUGUUGGCAAAUCUACACUCCUUCGCAUUUUCACUGGUAAACUCUCACCAACCAGUGGCACUGUUUCACGACAUUCACACCUGAAGCUCGGCGUGUACAGUCAGCAUUCUGCGGAGCAGCUAGACCUCACCAAGUCGGCCUUAGACUUCGUGCGGGAUAAGUACCCCGCUGUGAGCCAAGACUACCAAUACUGGCGGCAACAGUUGGGUCGUUAUGGUCUGUCAGGAGAGUCUCAAACGGCGCUCAUGGGUACGCUUUCCGAAGGACAAAAGAGUAGGAUCGUGUUCGCACUGCUCGCGAUUGAGAGUCCAAACAUGUUGCUUCUGGAUGAACCUACCAACGGUCUCGAUAUUCCUACAAUUGACUCGUUAGCUGACGCCAUAAAUGCAUUCAGUGGUGGUGUAGUGGUUGUCUCGCACGACUUCAGAUUGCUGGACAAGAUUGCAAAAGAGAUUCAAGUGUGUGAGCACAAGUCCAUACACAGAUGGGAAGGCUCGAUAGCGCAAUACAAGAACCAUCUGCGAAAGAAAAUGAUGGCUCAGGGUCAGGUAUAA